Messenger RNA from Podospora pseudocomata, 2793 nucleotides. RefSeq names its product Metallothionein expression activator (gene ACE2). Gene Ontology annotation, biological process: regulation of transcription by RNA polymerase II. The record is from RefSeq and is a predicted model, not a curated record. The transcript has a single exon. NCBI's taxonomy places the organism in Eukaryota, Fungi, Ascomycota, Sordariomycetes, Sordariales, Podosporaceae. Gene Ontology annotation, molecular function: RNA polymerase II cis-regulatory region sequence-specific DNA binding; DNA-binding transcription factor activity, RNA polymerase II-specific. Gene Ontology annotation, cellular component: nucleus. Bases 1 to 2793 code for a protein of 930 amino acids.
AUGCUCUCCAAUCCUCCUCAAUCGGGCGGCGGCAUGCACCCGCGCCAGCGCCAACACCGAAGACAAAUCUCCACACCCACAGCCUUUGAAGCCGUCAAGAUCGCGCCACUGCCCAACUUUUCCCAGCAGCAGCAACAACAACGCCAACCUAUCGCCCAUCGACGAGGUCUGAGCCUGGAUACUCGACGACAGCAGCAAUUCGUGCCCACGACGCCCACAUCAUCCUCUGCUCGGCAAGAGUAUCUCGCUGCCCGACAUGAGUACAGCAACCAGAUGGCAGCGAUGCCGCCAGUCUCUUCUUCCAGCCCCGCCGUUCCCACCACACCACAGCAAAUCCUUCGAGAGAACCAGCAGCGACAAAGCCUGUCGCGUCCUGGCACGUCCGGCACCGACCACAGCGACACCUCGUCCAACCACUCGUUCCAGUCCUUCCAUGACAGCAGCGACGCCUUUCUCGUAUCGCCAAACGUGACGCCCAACAACCAGCGGUUCGUCGAUGCCCUGGCCAGCCCUGCGCCAAUGGUGGAGAUGAGCCCCCUACCGUACGAAGCCUACAUGAACUCGAUGGGCAUGAUGAAGAACCAGGCCGCGUUUGGCAGCAACAGUGGGAUCGACGUUGGUGGGGGGAGUUUUGACUUUUACGCCCAGGGGGAUAGCGCGCUUUCCACGCCGACGUUUCUUACUUUUCCCGAUUCUAGUCCUGCGAGCACGGGUCAGGGUGGGUGGAUUUCGGAGGGGGAGACGGGGUCUGCGCAGAGCCGUAGGAACUCACGCAGGAUAAGCAAUGGGAUUAGUGAUAAGGUGGCCAAGUUUGAGAACAUGAUGAACAACGGCGGCGACCUUCAACAUCGGCCGGUGACACCUUCCAAUCAUCAUCAGUUUGUUGCGGGAGGGGAGAUCAACCAGUGGGCUGCCGGGGUGGACAAUGAGAGUUUUCCUCCGACCCCGACUGAGAUACCGGCGGAGCAAGAGCAGCAGCAACAGAUCCCGAGCAGGUUUCGCGAUGAUUAUGAUGAGAGUAUGGAGGAGACGCUCAAGCCUGUGAGGGGGAAUAAGCAUAAUAAUCGGAAUUCGGGGAUUUUCCAGGAGCUGAGGCAGCAGGCGGAGCAGCAAGCUGCUGCUGCUGCUGCUGCUGGCGGUGUCAGUCAGACGCCGCCGCCGCCGAGGGGAGGGGUGAUGGGGGGGUAUGGUGGUGGGAUGCAGCAGGGGUUGACGCCAGAGUUUAUGAACAUGCGGAGCAUGAAUGCCGAGUUUGUCAAGAUUGAGCACAAUUUUGAUGGGUUUCACUUUGGGAUGGCAGGGGGAGGAACGAUGGCGCCGCAGAUGGGGGGUUCGGUUGGGACGGCUCCUGCCGGGGGUAUGAUCAACCCGGGUGGUGGUGGUCAACUGGAUGGUGAUGGACAGAAGGCGACGCUGCGGCACAUGCCGCUUACGGCGGCGAGUCUGUCGCGUCAUAGCUCGCCUCAUCCAUCGUCGUUGCAUCAGCACCGCCGAACGGAGUCGAUUGCUUCUCUGGCGUCUGCGGCGUCGAUUGCGUCGAUCAACAUUGAGGAGACAAAGACUGACACGGGGGUCACGCUGGAUGACAUUGCGCAGUAUAUCCAGGGACCUGACCCUUCGGAUGGGAAGUGGGUGUGCUUGUACGAGGAGUGCAACAAGCGGUUCGGGCGGAAGGAGAAUAUUAAGAGUCAUGUCCAGACGCACCUGAACGACCGCCAGUAUCAGUGUCCGAGCUGCCACAAGUGCUUUGUGAGGCAGCAUGAUUUGAAGAGGCAUGCCAAGAUUCACACAGGGAUCAAGCCUUAUCCGUGUGAGUGUGGGAAUAGCUUUGCGAGGCAUGAUGCGUUGACGAGGCAUCGGCAGAGGGGGAUGUGCAUUGGGGCUUUUGAUGGGAUUGUGAGGAAGGUGGUGAAGAGGGGGCGGCCGAGGAAGGACAGAGGGGACGGGGGGGAAACAGAGAGGAGGGAGAAGAAGGAGAGGGUUAGGAAAGGGAAGAAGGAGGAUGGCGGGGGGGAGGAGAUGAGCAGUGCGAGUAGUCAGAGUGGGUAUAGUGAGAGUUGCUCGAGUGUUGGGUCGCCGAGGGGGUAUGAGGAGGACUUUCCGGAUAUUUUGGAUGUGGCGAUGACAGGGGGUGGUAAUGGGGGGAGUGGGACUGCGACGAUGGAUCCGGGGAGUUUGAGUUUGGGACCGCCGGGCGGUGGGGGUGGUGGUGGGUUGAGUAAUGCGCGGAUGCCGCCUGUUCAUCCGAUGUAUAAGGGGACGACAUCAAGUAUGGAGGAACAGGUCAGGAGUCCGAGCGCGAUGAGCAAUUACAGCCAUGCCUCGUCCAGGCUUUCAGGGAGGAGGGGGACGGUCGGGGAGGAGUUUGUGCCGCCUCGGCGACAUGGGUCUCCGGCGAAGAGCACGGCGAGUUAUCAUACUCCGCCGGAGCUGUCGAGUAGCUCUUCGCCGCCGCCGACGGGGACGAGUGGGAGGUUUUUUGAGGAUGGGGACAGUCAACAGCAGCCGGUUUCGACGGGGGUGUGCAUGCCGGGUUUUGUGAGCUUGGAUAAUGACAUGUUGAUUGGGUUUGGGGGGGAGGGUGGUCAUCCGCAUGGGUUGGUCGUGCCGGUGCAGUUGGAUCAUGGUGGGCAUCAUGGUGUGCCGGGUUCGAUGGGGAUGCAGCAUCAGGGGUUAAUGUCGACGUUGGGAGGCAAAUUUGAUCCUGAAGGGGAGUAUGAGCAGAUGGGGAUGUUUGGGGGAAUGAAUGGGAUGGGGGUGCCGGGCGGGGAUGUGUUCUUUUCGGGGAACUGA